This is a messenger RNA of Punctularia strigosozonata HHB-11173 SS5, 1444 nucleotides long. RefSeq names its product glycoside hydrolase. Lineage: Eukaryota; Fungi; Basidiomycota; Agaricomycetes; Corticiales; Punctulariaceae. Bases 64 to 1383 code for a protein of 439 amino acids. Gene Ontology annotation, biological process: carbohydrate metabolic process. The transcript is spliced from 17 exons. The record is from RefSeq and is a predicted model, not a curated record. Gene Ontology annotation, molecular function: hydrolase activity, hydrolyzing O-glycosyl compounds.
CGCACUUAAACCCGUAGAUCGCGGUCCUCCCUCCGUGCUUGAGCUCGACUAUCGCUAGACACCAUGCUGAACCUCAGGCUACAGCCUGUCUUGGUGCGGCUGUUUAUAUAUAUUGCCGCAGUCUCGGCGGUGAACAACGGUCUGGCGAGGACGCCUGUCAUGGGAUGGAACACAUGGAAUAGGUUCGUCUGCGGGAUAAACGAAGAACUCAUACUCUCGAGCGCGAAGCUUCUCGUGAGCACGGGGCUGAAGGAUGCGGGCUAUAACUAUGUGAACGUUGACGAUUGUUGGCAUGCGCCUGAGAGAGCCAGCGAUGGAUCUCCUGCAUGGGACCCGAACACAUUCCCGAGGGGUAUCAAAGCCCUCGCCGAUGACGUGCACGACUUGGGCUUGAAGUUCGGUAUAUACAGCUCAGCCGGAACAAUGACCUGUCAGCGUCGAUUUGGCUCACUAGGCUACGAAGAAAUCGACGCGAAGGCAUACGCCGAAUGGGGCGUUGACCUUCUUAAGUACGAUAAUUGCUUCAACGACGGCCUCUUCGGAAACGAAACCGUAUCAUAUGCCAAGAUGGCCAACGCGCUGAACGCAACUGGACGACCCAUUGUCUACUCCAUGUGCAAUUGGGGCCAAGAUCUCUCCUGGACAUGGGCUGGCAAAAUAGCAAACAUGUGGCGUAUGUCGGGCGACAUCUCGGAUGAUUUCGACGGAUACGAUUCGCGGUGUCCCUGCCUGCAACUGGAAAACUGCACCGAGUUUGGCUACUACUGCUCUGCCGUGCGUAUACUGGACUGGGCAGCGGCGAUGCUCGAAUACUCCGAACCCGGAGCAUGGAACGACCUCGAUAUGCUGGAGGCAGGGACUUACGUCGGGAAUGGCGGAAUGUCGUACGACGAAUACGUAUCACACUUCUCGCUGUGGGCACUAGUGAAGAGUCCGUUGAUUCUGGGGAACGACCUCGCCCAGAUGUCUGACGAGACGCUGGAGAUCAUCACGAACGAUGCAAUUAUAGCCGCCAACCAAGAUCCUCUCGGUGUCCCUGCUAAACGGGUAUGGAAGCGUGACGAUCUCGAGCUUUGGGCAGGCCCUCUGCACGACGGGUCUACCGUCGUCGCCGUGCUCAACACCGCAGACCACAAUCAAACGAUCGACCUCGAGUUCAGCGAUCUGCCAAGUCACCUCUCCGGCACGAAAUAUACGGCUUACGACCUUUGGCAAAAGGCCGAUGACUCGUCUUCGUCGUCCGAGCUCAAAACACGCUGGGGCCGCGUCAUCGGCGCGUAUGAGGCGUCGAUCCCGAGCGUGGAGCUUAAGCUGCACCAGACGAGGGUGUUCAAGAUCGUGCCCGAGGAUGAUGUGCGCAAGUUUGUCGUUCAGGUACAGUGAGCGCUCGACAUGUGUCCAAUGCUACGAAAAAGAACUCUGUAAAGUAAAAUGUAAUGCUUCC